UGACGCAGGUCAGCUGACUGCGGAGGAUCUGACCUUCUGUCGCUGCUUCUCCGUUUCGCUGUUACACGGUUCUGUCCCGGUUUGUCCCGAUCCUAAGAUGGCGUCUCAGUCCCAGGGCAUCCAGCAGCUGCUGCAGGCGGAGAAGAGAGCGGCCGAGAAGGUGGCAGAGGCCCGCAAACGUAAGAAUCGUCGUCUGAAACAGGCCAAAGAAGAAGCCCAGGCCGAGAUCGAACAGUACAGACUCCAGAGAGAGAAGGAGUUCAAGACCAAAGAGGCCGCGGCUCUGGGUUCCCAUGGUAACAGUGCGGUGGAGGUCGACCGGGACACGGUCGAGCGGAUGAACCGGAUCCACGCCAGCUUCAAAGGAAACAAGGACGCCGUCCUGAAUGAGCUCCUGAAGAGAGUGUGCGACAUCCAGCCCGAGUUCCACGCCAACUACAGGGUCCAGGGUUAGACACGGGGACCGACACGGGGACCGACCCCGGGACCGACCCCGGGACCGACCCCGGGACCUAAACGCCCCGGUCCGGCUGAAGUCCGGUUCUCUUCAUAUGUGGUGUUUCUGGUACAAAGUUCUAUUUGUGUUUUGUGAAAAUAAAUUGUCUUUUUGUUUUAUUUAUAAAUAUUGUCUUUGUGGUGAGGCUCUUGACCAAUCAGGAGUGAGUAUUGUGACCAAUCAGGAGUGAGUAUUGUGACCAAUCAGGAGUGAGUAUUGUGACCAAUCAGGAGUGAGUAUUGUGAGCAUGUGACCGAGGAUUAAAUGUACAAAUAAAAAAAUCAAAACUUUUCA
Molecule: messenger RNA, 790 nt
Organism: Periophthalmus magnuspinnatus
Lineage: Eukaryota; Metazoa; Chordata; Actinopteri; Gobiiformes; Gobiidae
Gene: atp6v1g1
Product: ATPase H+ transporting V1 subunit G1
Exons: 3
Coding region: 98-454 (118 amino acids)
Biological process (GO): proton transmembrane transport
Cellular component (GO): vacuolar proton-transporting V-type ATPase complex
Molecular function (GO): proton-transporting ATPase activity, rotational mechanism
Source: RefSeq, a predicted model, not a curated record